Messenger RNA from Drosophila bipectinata, 2604 nucleotides. It is a transcript of the gene Sf3a1, whose product is annotated as splicing factor 3a subunit 1. Gene Ontology annotation, cellular component: U2-type prespliceosome; U2 snRNP; catalytic step 2 spliceosome. NCBI's taxonomy places the organism in Eukaryota, Metazoa, Arthropoda, Insecta, Diptera, Drosophilidae. Gene Ontology annotation, molecular function: RNA binding; protein binding. The record is from RefSeq and is a predicted model, not a curated record. Gene Ontology annotation, biological process: regulation of alternative mRNA splicing, via spliceosome; mRNA cis splicing, via spliceosome.
CGAGUUUUUUUCGUCUCUGAUGUUUUCCACCUUCGCAAACGGCAUUGUCUAACAAUAAUAAUAUAUUUCGCCGAAAAUUGAAUUUUAUCAAUAAAAGAGAAGUAUAUCGCCAGCCAUGUCAGCGUUAGAUGCGGAAGCCACCGACGAGCAGUUCGGCAAUGACCAGUCCAAGCCAAUGUCGGGGCCCAUUAUUGGAAUAAUUUACCCGCCGCCGGAAGUCAGAAAUAUCGUUGACAAGACAGCCAGCUUUGUAGCACGCAAUGGACCGGAGUUCGAGGCGCGAAUCCGGCAGAACGAGCUGGGUAACCCGAAGUUUAACUUCUUGAACGGAGGCGAUCCCUACCACGCAUACUACCGGCACAAAGUCAACGAGUUCCGAGAGGGGAAUGAUGCCGGGAUUGCUGCCGUUGCUGGUAUGAAGCAACUGGCCGUGACCAGUGCCGCUCAGCAGCGACAGCAGGAGCUACUGAAGCAAGUGGUGGAGCAGCAGUUUGUGCCGAAGGAGCCUCCCCCGGAGUUUGAAUUCAUUGCCGAUCCGCCGUCAAUUUCUGCUUUGGACUUGGAUAUUGUGAAGCUAACUGCUCAGUUUGUUGCCCGUAAUGGUCGGCAGUUCCUGACCAAUUUGAUGAGCAGAGAACAGCGAAACUUUCAGUUCGACUUCCUGCGUCCUCAGCACUCACUCUUUCAGUACUUUACCAAACUUCUUGAGCAAUACACAAAGGUGCUGAUCCCCCCAAAGGAUCUACUGGGAAAGCUGCGGGUCGAGAGCGCCCCGGGACGAAGUAGCAUGAACCAUGUGCUGGACCAAGUCAAAUACCGGGCCAACUGGCAACGUCAUCAGGAGGCUCAACGGCGUCGUGAGGAAGAGAAAGUGGAGCGGGAGCGUGUUGCCUACGCCCAGAUCGACUGGCACGACUUUGUGGUUGUGGAGACUGUGGACUAUCAGCCUUUUGAAUCCGGAAACUUUCCGCCACCAACAAAUCCCGACGAAGUGGGUGCCCGCGUGCUAAUGGAGGAGCGUCUUAUGGAAGAAGAGGGCGACAUUGAAAUGCAGAUCGAAUCUGACGACGAGGACGCCGCGCCGGUGCCUGGCCAUUUGGAAAGCGGCGGUGUCAAGCUUUCGCAAAUGGAAAAUCGUGUUGGUAUUCAGAUGAAGAACAUAUCUUCCUACUCUCAGGCAGCAGGGGCCAAGCGGGACAACACUCAGGUGCAGGACAUGGACGAGGCCUCCAGCGAUGAGGACACUCCGACGUCCAAACUUCAGCCGCCUGUGGCACCGAUGCUGCCACCCACCCACGACAAAGUGGUGGUCAAGAAAUACGAUCCCAAGGCCACACAACCAAAGCCAGCGCCAAUGCCCACGGACGAGUAUCUCAUCUCUCCAAUUACCGGCGAGAAAAUCCCGGCUUCAAAGGUAUCGGAGCACAUGCGUAUCGGAUUGCUGGAUCCGCGCUGGGUGGAGCAGCGCGACAAGCACACCGUGGAAAAGAUCAACCAGGACAACGUCUUUGCAGCGGGAACUGCCAUCGAGGCGAGUCUCAAGCAACUGGCCGAGCGGCGUACGGAUAUUUUUGGUGUUGGCGACGAGGAAACGGUGAUCGGCAAGAAGCUGGGCGAGGAGGAGACGAAGAAGGACGACCGUGUCACCUGGGACGGACACACCUCCAGUGUGGAGGCUGCUACGCGUGCAGCCAGAGCCAAUAUCACGCUGGAGGAGCAGAUUCAUCAGAUCCACAAGGUCAAGGGGCUGUUGCCGGACGAAGAGAAGGAGAAGAUCGGACCCAAGCCGGUUGGCAGCAAGGCCACUCUCUCGGCUCCACCACAGCCUUCGUCCAAGACGCAGCACAGCCACUCCAACCAGAAUCAGCAUCACCAAGGAGGCGGUGGUGGUGGAGGUCACCAUGGUCAUCACAGUAUGCACCACCACCAUCCUCCGCAGCCACAUCAACCCCCUCCACAGCACCAUCCAUCUCAUCAUCAUCAGCAGCCACCAGCCCAACCAAUGGUCCAACUGAUGCAACUUCGGCCACCCAUGAUGCAAAACCCUUAUGGAGGUGGUCCCGGUGGCUAUAUGAAUAUGCAAGCUGGCGGACCGCCCUCGCAGAUUGCUCCCGCUCCGCCUGUGGAUCUAAUGGUGGAGGAUGAGCCACCAACCAAAAAGAUGCGCUCCGAGGAUAACUUGAUUCCUGAGGCAGACUUCAUUGCCACUCACAAGAGUCCUGUGACAAUACAAGUCCAAGUUCCCAACUCGGACAAGUCCGAGUGGAAGCUAAAUGGUCAGAUGAUAGCUAUUUCUUUACCCCUUACCGAGCCUAUUUCCACUCUCAAAUCGAAGCUACAGGAGGAAACUGGAAUGCCACCGGCCAAGCAAAAGAUCUUCUACGAGGGCAUGUUCUUCAAAGAUAGCAAUACGAUGGCUUUCUAUAACCUCGUCAAUGGUACCACUGUGCAUUUACAAGUCAAGGAGCGCGGUGGUCGCAAAAAAUAAACGGACCUCACUUAACAAUAAAACCAUGCGACAAACUUAGAAUGCUCCAUAUGGAAGAAAUCUAUUUGUAAAUGGUUUCGCAUAAAUUUGUAAUAAAUUGUCAAUCACAGAAUUUA